Molecule: messenger RNA, 342 nt
Organism: Colletotrichum lupini
Lineage: Eukaryota; Fungi; Ascomycota; Sordariomycetes; Glomerellales; Glomerellaceae
Exons: 2
Coding region: 1-342 (113 amino acids)
Source: RefSeq, a predicted model, not a curated record
AUGGCACAGUUCGCGUCCAAUAACGGUUUCCCACUUGGUGGGCUCGGCAAAUUUGUUUCGUCGUUUUGUUCUCUCAAACUAGCCGCCUCGUUUGUUUAUGAACGUUUGGCACGGGCACGAUCUCGUCAUCAGAGACACGAAUUGAUUCUUUUCCCGCCGGCCCGGUGCUCUACAUGGCGUAAGCAUCUAGAAUUUCUGAUUGCAAUUUGCGACAAACCUGCGUUGACAGCUGUCAGGGAGAGUUUUAUCCACUGUUACCUGAGUCAGACGCUCGGAGAAUUACUGCUCCAAUUUAAGCCCAGUUUGCACAUAACAUGGGCUCAAUACUGCGAUGAUUCGUAA